Molecule: messenger RNA, 1397 nt
Organism: Homarus americanus (American lobster)
Lineage: Eukaryota; Metazoa; Arthropoda; Malacostraca; Decapoda; Nephropidae
Product: zinc finger protein 300-like
Exons: 2
Coding region: 197-1279 (360 amino acids)
Biological process (GO): regulation of transcription by RNA polymerase II
Molecular function (GO): RNA polymerase II cis-regulatory region sequence-specific DNA binding; DNA-binding transcription factor activity
Source: RefSeq, a predicted model, not a curated record
UGUGAUUUUAUUAAUUCAGUUAUCAUCAGUAUGGGAUGGAAUUAGAUAUAUACAGUGAUUCAAUCAGAUUAAUUAUCAGCGUCACUUUGCGAAAGGAGCACUAAUGAACGCAGCCAUCAGCUGAAGUUGAGGAGUAAAUAAACAAAGCCGUGGACCCAUGACAGCCUUUCGUAUUCAAUGUUAGGCAAUAGAUACAAUGGGCUCAUUUGUGACAUUAAAUCUACAAUCCCUUACAAGUUUGCUAGAAGCGUGUCACAAUUGUGCUACAGGUAAUGCAGCUCAAGUGAGCAUAGGUGAUACAUCAUCAGUGAGGUUGGGGAAUGAAGCUGUACGUCCAUUUACCUUCCUCUGCUGUGAGACUAUCGUCAGUUCAGAGGGCGCUAUAUUUUGGCACUCGGAAGAGAUAACACCUGAUGCCAUUGCUUGCAGUAAUCAGACAAACCAACAGCCAUUAAGAGCGAACGAGGGUAAUUUGGUAGGUGGAAGAGUAGUGAAUGAGUUUGAAGAUGUAAUUGUCAAAUGUGAGGAUGAGAGUACUAGGAAAAUGGACAGUGAAGAUGGUAAUCUUGAUAGUAUUUUGGCAGAAGAGGAUCCUCUUUUAGUGGAUGAUGUAUCAACUGUUCAAACAAGCAUAACUGAAUGUUGUACUGUAUCAAAAGAUAACAUAAAACAGGAUGAAGAAAUAAGUCCAGAAAAUAAAAUAUUAAGGAAAAAUUUAGUAGGAAUAUUGACUCGACAAGAUUCUUUAGGUUCCUUGGUUACUUCUUGCAACAGUAAAGUUACUACUAAUGAAUCAGCCAGAAGAACAAAAUACCCAGAAACUUUCACCUGUGAAUUUUGUGGGAAAAUUUUCAAAGGAAAAGAAAGAGCAUACCAAUUCUACUACCAUAGAAAUCGUGAACAUACACAUGAGAUGAUCUACAAGUGUGACAUUUGCUCAAAAGAAUUUUGGGGAGAGAGAGAGUUUCUUGCACAUAUGACUGGACAUAGAGAUCAAGGUCACAUUUGUCAUGUUUGUGGACAAAAAUUUAAUGCCAAAAAGAAUCUUAAAACUCACCUCUUAGUACAUUUGUCAAUACGGGAACAUGUGUGCCGUUACUGUGAUAAAACCUUUCGAAGAAAAGAUCACCUGACAGUUCAUGAGAGAAUUCAUACUGGAGUAAGACCAUACCAGUGCAAGUGGUGUGACUCAGCAUAUCCACAGAAGCAUCAGCUCAAUCUACAUAUUCGUAAGUGUCCCAUUUUGAAACGUCAAGAAGCUAAAACCUAUACCUAUUAAGAAAUGAUUGCAGUAUAUGAAGUUGUUUCAUGUAAAUUUAAUACUGUAAUUUAUAAAUUUGUAUUGAAAAACCUGAGUUAUAUAGUACAGUAUGAAUAGAAUAAAUCUAUAAUACAUA